UCUCUCGCCGUCUCGUCAAGUGUCUCGAAGCCGAAAACAGUGCACCAUCGAGGGGUUUAACUGGCUGUCAACCGAGCUCCUUACGGCAGUCAUGGCGGCGCCGUUAGCCCACUUCGACGAGGACUGGCAGGACUUUAACGAAUUCAAGCCGUCCUCGGCGUCGGCCGACCAGCUGGACCAGCUGAACUCAAACGUGGGCGAUUCGUCGUCGGGCCUAGACGAUUUCUCCGACCUGGACAACAGUUUCUCCGGGGAGAUCUGCAGCUUCAAAUCGAUGGAGGACCUCGUCCACGACUUCGACGAGAAGCUGACAGUGUGUUUCCGAAACUACAACACCGCGACGGAGAACAUAGCCCCCAUUAAACCCAUCUCAGAGGACAAUUACUUGAAGGACGACGAGGUGUGGAACGCUCUGACGGAUAAUUACGGCAACGUGAUGGCUGUGGACUGGAAGACAUCGCACACUCGCUCCCUACACCUGCCCACCCUCAACCUCACUGAGCCCGAGAAGUUGGACAACCAGUCUCUGGAUCUGUCCGACGACGAGGAGCUGAGGGAGCAGAUGGAUAUGCACUCGAUAAUCGUCUCCUGCAUCAACGACGAGCCGCUCUUCACAGCCGAACAGGUCAUAGAGGAGAUAGAAGAGAUGAUGCAGGAGUCUCCAGACCCAGAAGAUGAUGAGAGUCCCUCACAGUCCGACCUGUCCAUGCUCUCUCAGGACCUCCACACUCUGAAACGCUCCGGCUCCAACACCAGCUAUGAGGACCGGUUGCGUCAGCUGUCUGUGUCUGAGCUGACCGAGACUCUGGAGGAAGUAGAGACGGCCAUUCGCCGCUACAGUGAAGAGCUGAUCCAGGCUCUGGCCCUGAGAGAUGAACUGGACUAUGAAAAGGAGGUGAAGAACAGCUUCAUCUCGCUGUUGAUCGACGUGCAGAACAGACAGAAGGAGCACCGUGAGCUGCUGCGGAAGAAGAAGAAAAUCAGAAGUACGACUACAAUGGGGCCCAACGGCCAGAGGACAGCCAGCACACACAUACCAGGCACGCUCCUCACUCUGGAGGGACUCUCCAAUGUCAUUCAAAAUGGCCUCCGUCAAACUUUUGGCAACACAGGAGGGGACAAACAGUACCUGACCACAGUAAUCCCUUAUGAGAAGAAAGCCGGCUCCCCGUCGGUAGAAGACCUCCAGAUCCUCACAAAGAUCCUCCACGCCAUGAGGGAUGACAGCGAGAAGGUGCCUGCCCUGCUAACAGACUACAUUCUCAAAGUUCUUUGUCCUACGUAAAGCCAAAGGCGAGCCUCCUGUUUCCAGAACCAUUGGACCAUCAGAAGAGGGUUCUGGUAAUCCGGACGAACUCGGAUAAUGGAUUAAGAAUCCAAAUCUUCCUUCCUCCCUGUUUGUCAGCACAUAGACUUUCUUUCCUUGUGGCAUUUUUUUUUACCCUGCCACUGUUGUUUUUCCUUAGAUUUUAACUCUAGUGAUAGCUCUUCAAUCUGUAUAGUUCAUUUCAUUUGUAAUGUUUUAACUCUUUAAUGCCUGAGUGCUACAACCCUGUAUAUCCUGACUGCAUGAUGACUUGUCUAUGGAUGCCAGUAAUCAGUAUUAGUCUGAACACCUCACUUCCUGAUUAGCCAGCAGCUCUUGAAUGGAGACAGGGUCAGGUGUAUUUUAUCAGCAGGUCUGUGUGAGGGAGAUGCAGUCCAGUCCAGUCCAGAUUUGUAAAUUCAAAUGCGUUUGCAUCCGUGUAAUUCAUGCCCGAUGGAGUAAAACAAAUGCUGGCUGAAUUUCAGAGUGCCAGGAUGGUUGUGAUAUCGAGCAUACAUUUUGUUUUUCCUGAAUGGAAACUUUUGCCAUAAUGGCAUAAUUUGUUGAUUGCUAAUAAUAUCUUGGGGUUGAAAAACUCUGCUUGCUAAGGAUCAAAGAGCAAACCCUUUAAUUUUAAAAUCUAAAAUCAUAGGUCCACCUGUCUCCACAUGUUGAUUUUGGGUUUAUGCUCAAUAUUAGCAGUUAGUUGAAUGUUAAAAAUUAAAUAUUUUGUAUACAAUUUAAGAUAAAUCGCACAGUUUUGGAAACUUUUUACUUUUUGAAAAAGGGAAAAAAGUUUUGACAAAGUAAAAGCUGGAUGAACAAAAACAUGUAAAGCAUAUUUUUCGGAGAAGGGGUUUGUUUUUAGUGAGAUUGGGGACUUGUCAGUAGCCACUUUUGUGACCACAACAUUAUUUUGUAAAUGCUGUCCAUUGACCUCUGAGCCCUCGAGUAGUGACCACCAUCCCCCAACAACUUUAUCACUUCCCCAGGAGAGUCCUCAUUAACAUGAGUCUGCAAAUACCUCGUAUAACAUUUUAGCAUUAGUAUAAAAGCAUUAGAUAAACAGCGUAGUUAAGAUUAUGUUAAAAGGUAGGUAGGUUUGAUAAUUGUGUAGUUAAGCUUCUGUUAAAAGGUUUUCUCUAUCUGUUAACCCUUUAACUGUAAAUUUUGUGGUAGCACUUUAGUCUGUCAGUGAUCUGGUCAUGUUGUAGUGGAAUAUGUGGUGGAGGUACUACAGAGUACGUCUCACUAGAUUAGCAUUAGAUGAAGCUUAGAAGCUUAAGCUUGUGGUGCCAAAAGCACGUCAACAUGUUGUCAAUUGUUGUCAUGCAUCCGGUUCGAUUUAUCUCUUAUUGGUCAUCAUGAGCAUGAGAAUUUAAACAACCUUAAAGGGGCGCUCCACUGAGUUUACACAUCAUACGGAGUACAGCUCAGCCUGUAAAAACAUUUGUGCAUGUUUAGUCAAACAAAAAUACACCCAGGUUGGAUUAUGGGAAAUGUAGGAUGCAGUGUUUUUGGACUAAAAGUCAGAAUAUCUCAGCCUCUGCCUCAUCAACUUUGACCAUUCUGUUGGUCAAUGCAUCUCUUGCAUGUCUCCCAACCCUUACGGCAGUGCGAUACUAAAUCACUGGAGCGCCCCUUUAAAAACCGUGUACCACCAAUCUAGCACUGCGUGUGUCAUCAGCAGGUUGGUACACUAAUGUUCAGACCACCAGCUACUACAGGUGCACCACACACGGUCAGAUCAGGUCUAGUCUAGCUCUCAGGUACGAUCAUCAGUGUUAGUAAUUUAAAAUCUUGUUCUGAAAGGUACUGACAUUCCUGAGUCUUCGUAUGUUUCUGGCGACAUUUUAUCAACGACACUUAAACUUGCUGCACUUUUAUCUUUUCAACAAAUUUCUCUAAAUACCUGGACGAGCAGAUGGGGGUAAUCAUUGUAGCCUCUUGACUAAAUCAGGGUAGCAUUUUACAGAUGUUGAUUAUGUCAUGACUUGUUGAAACACAAUUUAAUGCUUAAAGUCCUGGACUCUAGUAGUAAUAGUAGCAGGUGUAGCCAGCAGUUAAAUGUACAGGCUUCAGUAGCAUCUGCUUGAUGUAGCAGUCUAGAGACGAGAGCGUGGAUGCAGUUAAACUUAGACUCUUUAGAAAAUCAGUUGUUAAGUUGUAGGAGAAGGGGAGACUCUUUUAAAAAAAGGAGUUUAGUUUUAUCGAUGAAAUACUUUAAGCGUGUCUCUCAUGCGAGAAGAAGAAGUGGCGAGAAGAAAGGUGCAUGGGAAGAUGAAAAGGGGUGUGAUAAAGUUCAUGGAUGUUGGGGAAGAUUGCACAAAGGGUUGCUUAAAUUUGAGGGGUCCAAUUAAUUAUUUUGUAAAGGAAGCUUGUAGUGCUAUUUAACUAUUUAUAUAUAACUGUUGUUUCUACUGUUCCCAGCUUUGAAAACAUUCACAGACUAGCAUGUGCUCCUGGCACUUUACUGCUGCAGACACAUUUCUAAUAACGAUUAAUUUGUUUUGUUUAUGGACAUAUAGAUAUCACACUAAAGGGACAAGUGCAUGUUGCAGUAGAAUGCAGAGCAACUCAAAGCAAGUAAUGAAUUCAAACUGUUAAAAUCUAUUAAAAAGGGAAAAGUUAAACAUCACAAGGCUUGUGGCGGUAAAACACGAGCCAUUUUAGGAGAACAUCCCUCGGUUGAUCAUAAUCUCACAAAAGCUUAAAUGAAAAUGACACCAACCGUGUAAAUCUAUCUUGUGUUUUAUAAUGAAAUGACAGCAUGGACGUUAGUGGAGGGUCUCGUCUCAGGGCGGAGCCCCUAAUCUGGUCACUUCUUAGCAGACAUAUCAAUGUAACUACAAUUUAGAGAUUUAUAUUUAUAUAUGUACAACAAAACAAGCAAUGGAGAAAAGAGGCUGCCUUUGUAAAUGCCUGACAAUUUUUGUACAUUAAACCAACUCCUUUUUGUUUUUAAUGCAAUAUAAUUCCCCAGUUUGGGGUUUUAUGUUUACUGUCUUAUGUGGUACUGCAGUAUAUUAAUUUAUUAUGUAAAUGUUCGUUUUGUAACCAUGUUAUUGACUGUAAUGGUACAAGUGUUUUGUGCCCGCAUUGCAUUGCAACUCAUUUCAAAUAAAUUAAUAUGUGAAGACUUU
This is a messenger RNA of Morone saxatilis (striped sea-bass), 4449 nucleotides long. RefSeq lists its product as uncharacterized. The transcript is spliced from 10 exons. The coding region runs from base 92 to 1285 and encodes 397 amino acids. NCBI's taxonomy places the organism in Eukaryota, Metazoa, Chordata, Actinopteri, Moronidae. The record is from RefSeq and is a predicted model, not a curated record. Gene Ontology annotation, cellular component: axon; cytoplasm.